UCAUUUCCGUCUCCUACAGCCACAUGAGAUCAUGACCUUCACCUUGACUUUGUAUGGUAAAUAAAGGUAUAUAUCAUCCAAAUUAGUGAAAGAUGUGUGUUUGCUCUUCUGUGAAGCCAAAGCCACAACCUCAACAACAACAACAACCUUGGUAAUUAACCAUGGAGACCACUGAUGACUCAUCCACCACUUCACAACAACAACCGAACCUGCCACCUGGGUUUCGGUUCCACCCCACAGACGAAGAGCUUGUGGUUCAUUACCUCAAGAAGAAAGUUGAUUCUAUUCCUCUCCCUGUUUCAAUCAUCGCUGAUGUUGAUCUCUACAAGUUUGAUCCAUGGGAAUUACCAGGUAAGGCAUCGUUUGGGGAGGAGGAGUGGUACUUCUUCAGCCCGAGAGACAGGAAGUACCCGAAUGGUGCGAGGCCAAACAGGGCUGCAACUUCAGGGUAUUGGAAAGCUACUGGGACAGAUAAGCCUGUGUGCAGUGGAACUCACAAGGUUGGAGUGAAGAAAUCUUUGGUUUUCUAUGGAGGGAAGCCACCAAAAGGGGUCAAAACUGAUUGGAUCAUGCAUGAGUAUCGUCUUGCUGAUACCAAGCCUAACAAUAAGCCUCCGGGGUGUGACUUGGGCCACAAGAAAAACUCCCUAAGGCUGGAUGAUUGGGUGUUGUGCCGGAUCUACAAGAAGGGUAACACACAAAGGUCACCUAUGGACCAUGACAAGGAUGAUUCCAUGGAUGACAUGAUUGCAGAAGUACCCUCUUCCAUCAACGUGGGCCACAUGAAUGCGAGGUUUCACCUUUCCACGAGCUACAGUGGUGCAUUGUUGGAAAAUGACAGAAACACGUUAGAAGGUGUGGUUAUAGGCAAUGGUGUGAAUGUGAAUGGGAUCAGCACUACAACAAGUGCCAUAUCAUCUCAGUAUGGCACCACCUCAAACUCCAAGCCAGACCUUCCUUUUGCAACUUCAAACAAUAACACUUUAGCCUCCAAAAGAACACUCUCAUCACUCUAUUGGAAUGAUCAUGAUCAUCAUGAGGAUGUUGUGAAUGCCACAUCGUGUGAUCACAAACACUUCAAUUUAGACAGUAAUGGGAAUGUGACUGUUUUGAGGACUGAAGAGAAUACUGACAACAAUGGCUCCUUUGCUACUCUGCUUAACCACUUCCCUCAAGCACCUUAUCAAAUACAAGGGACCAAUUGGUAUGGUUAACUCCAUUUUAU
This is a messenger RNA of Cajanus cajan (pigeon pea), 1225 nucleotides long. Lineage: Eukaryota; Viridiplantae; Streptophyta; Magnoliopsida; Fabales; Fabaceae. The record is from RefSeq and is a predicted model, not a curated record.